AUGGCCGAAGCUCCCAACUAUGACCAGAAUAUCGGCUCCAAGCCCGGGACGAUGCACAUUGAAGGAUCGGGCAUCGCGACCGACACUGGCAAGAUUCACAAUGGGGACGCGGCGUUGGCCUUGUUCGAUAAUCUGGAGGACAUGCAUGAAGAAUUCGAGGCAGGCGAGGAGAAGAAGCUGGUUCGAAAAAUCGACUUGAUGAUUCUCCCCUUCUUAGCGGUUUGCUAUGCCUUCUAUUAUAUUGACAAAACAACCCUCUCCUAUGCAGCGAUAUUCGGCAUUGAAGAGGAUCUCAACCUUUCAGGCACCGAAUACUCCUGGCUCUCGAGCGUGUUCUACUUUGGCUUCUUGGUCUGGUCGAUGCCUACCAAUCUCCUGAUGCAAAGGUUCCCCAUUGGAAAAUACCUGGGGACCAAUAUUUUUCUAUGGGGAUUUUUUCUAAUGCUCCAGGCGGCUGCAAAAAACUUCACUCAAUUAGCCGUGCUACGCGUCAUCUCGGGCGCUGCUGAAGCAUGCAGUGACCCGGCGUUCAUGUUAAUUACUAGCAUGUGGUAUACUCGGCGCCAGCAACCAAUCCGAAUUGGCCUAUGGUAUACUGCCAAUGGCUUUGGAAUCGCAGUGGGUGGUCUACUCGGCUAUGGAAUCGGCCAGAUUGAGGGGUCACUCUCUUCCUGGAAAUAUGAGUUCCUCAUCAUUGGGGCCCUCUGUGCCAUUUGGGGCAUUGUCAUGAUUAUUUUUCUUCCCGACUCCCCUGUCACCGCGCCUCAACUAUCGGACCGUGAGAAGCGUCUGGCAGUGGAGCGACUACGCGACAAUCAAACUGGUGUGGAAAAUAAGAAUAUGAAGCCCAAGCAGAUAUUGGAGGCCUUCCUAGACUGGAAAGUCUGGUUAUUCUUCCUACUUGGCUUCUCCGGAAACAUCCCCAAUGGCGGCAUUUCGAAUUUUGGCACCCUCAUUAUCAAGGGAUUCGGCUUUUCUACCUUGGUUACUACGCUCAUGCAAAUCCCGUAUGGGGCCUUUAUUGCGGCUAUGAUUCUACUCGCUGUAUUCAUCAACGAUCGAUUGCCUCGAAAUAACCGCUGCAUUGUCGCCGUUCUAUUCCUUUUGCCAAACCUGGCAGGCUCCUUUGGACUGCACUUUUUGCCCCAAUCCAACCAAGUCGGCCGGCUCAUCUGCUACUACCUGACAGGCUCCUACAAUGCCUCCUUUGUCAUCAUUUUGUCCAUCUUGACAGGCAAUAUCGCCGGCCAUACCAAGAAAGUAGUGACUAACGCGAUGAUCUUCUUGGGCGUAUGUGCCGGGAACAUUGCAGGCCCGUUCUUUUACAAGUCGGACCAAGCCCCAGGAUACUCGCUCGGGAUUUGGUCGAUGAUUGUAGCUAACUUUGUGGAAAUCGUCUUGAUAAUCAUACUCGGUUUGGCUUUGGCUUGGGAAAAUCGCCGUCGCGAUCGAGCCCAAGGCAUCGAAUCUGGCGGAGAUGCGGAUUAUAUGCGACAGUUGGAGCUGGACCGGACGGCAUUCAGUGAUUUGACAGACAAGGAGAACAUGAACUUUCGCUAUAUAUACUGA
Messenger RNA from Penicillium macrosclerotiorum, 1569 nucleotides. RefSeq lists its product as uncharacterized. The coding region runs from base 1 to 1569 and encodes 522 amino acids. Gene Ontology annotation, biological process: transmembrane transport. Gene Ontology annotation, cellular component: membrane. The record is from RefSeq and is a predicted model, not a curated record. The transcript is spliced from 5 exons. Lineage: Eukaryota; Fungi; Ascomycota; Eurotiomycetes; Eurotiales; Aspergillaceae. Gene Ontology annotation, molecular function: transmembrane transporter activity.